CGGCGCCGCGCGACGAUUGGCGGGCGCUGCCCGCGCAGGCGCGCGCGGCCGGCGGCAGAGCCGGGCCCGCGGAACCGAGCGGCGGCGGCGGCGGCUCCGGAGCGCGCCCGGGCCGGGCCCCGCAGCCAUGAAGAUCUGGACUUCGGAGCACGUGUUCGAUCACCCCUGGGAAACGGUGAUGACAGCUGCCAUGAGGAAAUACCCCAACCCCAUGAACCCCAGCGUGGUGGGAGUCGAUGUCCUGGACAGACACGUGGAUCCCAGCGGGAAGCUGCACAGCCACAGGCUCCUGAGCACGGAGUGGGGAAUCCCGGCCAUUGUGAAAUCGCUCAUUGGCACCUGCAGGACAAGGACGUACGUGCAGGAGCACUCUGUUGUUGACCCUGUGAAAAAAACAAUGGAACUUAAAUCCUGUAAUAUUUCAUUUACAAACCUCGUGUCAGUAGAUGAGAGGCUUGUCUAUAAACCACACCCUCAUGAACCACACAAAACCAUUCUGACACAAGAAGCAAUAAUAUCUGUAAAAGGUGUCAGUCUCAGCAGUUACCUAGAAGGGCUAAUGGCAAACACAAUUUCUUCCAAUGCUAAAAAAGGCCGUGAAGCAUUGGAAUGGGUAAUUAAAAGACUGAAUGCUGAAAUUGAAGAGUUUGCAGCUUCAGCAAGAGGAACCAUGAGGAAUUCAAUGGCAGCAGCAGCAUUUGUAGAGAAAUGAUGAUAGUUCUUAGACCUGUAUCACUAACAAGGCUUAACGACUUGCAGCUUCUCUCCAGGCCUAAAUACAUGCAUCCUUUCUUAUUUAAAGGAUGUGUGUAUUAGGCAUGUUAUAAAUUUAAUCUGGAGAAAAGCUGAAUUCUUACCAAGGCUGGGGCUCAAGGGCAAUUUAAUAUAUUGGGUCAGCUGGACCGAAUUGCGGUUACAGAUGAAGAAAUAAAUUUCAAAGUGUAGUUCCUGUAUUUACAUGAACUCUAAUUUAUAAUGUUUGCAGAUAUGAAAUAGCCUCAUUUAGUGGUGAGGCUGCAUAUGGUGGAGGACACUGGCAUGUUAGAUUAACUUUAUUUUUUGUGUGACUUACGGACUACCUCUUUUGGGACCAAGCCCAAAAUUAAGCAGAAUGGUUGUUCCAGCAUUGCUCUUUUUGUUGAUUUUUGGCAGUUGUGUGAUACAACUUGGUUUUACAGAAAGCUUAUUACUUGAUGCUUGAAAUAUAAAAGAAUGUUCAAAAUAUUUUUUGAUAAGCUUUUUAACUUGACUGGUUGAACUAACACGGUACUCAAAUUAUUUUUCAGUCACUAUAGGUAAAACAUCAAAGUGUCUCUUACCUACCUACCAAGACCUAAAUCCUGCUCCUAAAUGCAACAUUUAUGAGCUGGGCAUGCAGUACCUUAAAAUCAAAUUUUAUCUUAAACUUCUAAGUAUAAGAAGUAUAAUAAGUAUCUCCAUUUCUAAAAGCCCGUUACAUAAAGGUACAGUAAGCAAAGAGCCUUAAAAUCUUGUAAGCUGCUACAGUAGCAGGUGUUCACUCCAAAGAACCAAUUAAAGACUGAAAAACCUUUGUAAAGGUGGCUGAGGAGAUACCUGAAUAUAAGAGGAAGUAGUAUUUAACAAUAUUCUCAUGAACUUGAUCAGGUUCCAGAAAUAACCUGCUCCAUCUACUGGAUAUUGUGUUGUCCUUUACUUUGACGAGUGUUCUAAGUUCCAAAUCCCUUUACCCUUUGAACUUAUUUGCUCAUAGUAGAAGGCCCUUUGUGUUCUCAAGGGUUUCACUUGGUGUUCUCCAGUCUCUGUUUCCUGGUACUCACUGCAGGUUCUUGGUACUGUUGCCAGUCAUUUGCUACAGGAACCGAAAGGUCAACCCUGUGUGCCAGGAUGUGUGUGUGUGUGUGUGUGUGUGUGUGUGUGUGUGUGUGUGUGUGUGCAGGUUUUGUGUGUGUGUGUGUGUGCAGGCUGUGUGUGUGCGUGUGUGCUGUGUGUGUGUGUGUGCAGGCUGUGUGUGUGUGCAGGUUUUGUGUGUGUGUGUGCAGGUUUUGUGUGUGUGUGUCAGGCUCUGUGUGUGUGUGUGCAGGUUGCUCUGUGUGUAUGUCAGGCUGUGUGUGUGUGUGUGUGCCAGGCUGUGUGUGUGCCAGGCUGUUUGUGUGUGCAGGCUGUUUGUGUGUGCCAGGCUCUGUGUGUGCCCCGCUGCCAGUUGUCCUGGGCACCUCCCUGUCCCACCAGGCUCCUUCAGUGUAACAGAAAAACACAAAGGCACAGCCCAGAAGUAGCUGAUGGUGGUAUUUUUGGUGCCCAAGGUUUUUUUCUGGAAUUUUGAUUCUAAGUUUACAAGUGAUUUCAAGACCCUCUUGGCCUUUAUGAACUGUAAUGUCACCCAGCCCAGCAUAUUUGAUUUUGCAUGCCAUUUCUGUUCUAUCAAAUUGCCUAUGAAGUAGCAUCUGCUAUAUAGAGAACCAGAGCUUAUUUUAACAAACGAGAACACUUCUGUAAGGUUUGUGCUGGGGGAAGAAAACAGAAAUAUAGAUAUAUAUUACUUUUAAAAACUAACUAUUCUAAAUAGAAUAUUUUUCUAAACAGAAAUUGUUUGAGACUACCUUACUAAUUCAAGUCAUUGAGGUUUGCCAUACUUUUACAGAUUAUUACAACUGAAAUAACAUUUCAAUUUUAAAAGUCUGUGAAACUUCUGCAAAACUGUACCAUCAUUUCUGAUAAAAAUACUUAACUUGAAACUCAUUUUAUAUGUUUGCUCAGCCAUUAGCAUAACUUGAUAUUCUAAAGUCAGUUUUUUAAUUUCCAAAUUUUUCUGCACUAAGGACUGCAUAGUAGAACUCACAGUUUGGCCUUGCACUGAAAAAAAAGCCUUUUAAGUUUUACAGGCAUUCAACAACUUGUUGAAAGAUAAUAAAUUUCUUUCUUCUAUUUUAUUUAUAUGCCUGCAUUCUCAUUCUGUCAGAGUAUGGCUUUCUGUACGUGGCGCUUUUUAAAUAAAAUUUUGUUUCAAUUCUGGCUAAUUCCUCGAACUUCCUGGUCUAUUUGUGUUUUAGAACUAUAAGGUGAGUAAUCUAAAAUGAGAGGGGUGAGGGUGAAGAAAUCCCUGGAGUGAGUGGCUUCUUUUCUUGAAAUGCAUAUCCUAAAAUGCACAUUCACAGCUGCUUUUUUGCUUCUUAAUAACUGCUUUUCUGCAAAAUCUGGCUGUAACUCACACCAAGAUUUCACAGUUUGCUGUGGAGAAUCCAUCCUGUCUAAAGAUUUUCAAUCUGCUUGGGCUGAGAUUUGUGUUCAGAUUCAGUGCAGGGAGUGUGGGUUGCUGUGGAUGAAUGCACCACACCACUGUGAGGGGCUGGGAGGAAUGGAGGAGGUGGGGAAGAGAAAGGCUACAGCUGGAGGAGCAGAACUGAAGGACCAGGAGGAAAGGAGAAAUAAAUAAAAAAGGGAAGGGACACGGGAAGUUUAGGGGCAGAGGUGGAGGAAUGUGAUGUGAACAAAUCAGUGCUGAGGAUUGAUGGAUCCCUGCCCACCAAUGGGUGUCAGCACCUGUUCAGCCACAGCAGUGAACUUCAAGUGCCAGCCAGGGGUUUGCUUCAAAAAAAGCAGAAAAAUUGUAACCACCAUUUCCUACAACAUUGCUGAUCUGUCUCUUGUGGUCUGUACUUGCAUUUAUAUUUCCAAUAAAUGUCAUAUAUAGUAAACAUGA
Poecile atricapillus (Black-capped chickadee) is the source of this 3682-nucleotide messenger RNA. It is a transcript of the gene PRELID3B, whose product is annotated as PRELI domain containing 3B. Lineage: Eukaryota; Metazoa; Chordata; Aves; Passeriformes; Paridae. The coding region runs from base 128 to 712 and encodes 194 amino acids. Gene Ontology annotation, cellular component: mitochondrial intermembrane space. Gene Ontology annotation, biological process: phospholipid transport. The transcript has 9 exons. Gene Ontology annotation, molecular function: phosphatidic acid transfer activity. The record is from RefSeq and is a predicted model, not a curated record.